AUGGGUUCACAAACAGCGGCGAAGAUCCCUCGGCUCAAAACCUUUGACUGGCCCCCUCGGGGCUCCAUUGAAUUCAUGGGUAGAUGGACCUUCCAGAAGGGCAUCGCUACCUUUGAUACGCGCACGGGCAUGCAGGGCCGUCAAGCCGAGUCGCCUCUGCUCCCCCCGGAGAUCAGGACGCCGCGGAGAGACUCGCGUGCCUUCCUGCCCUUCACAAAAGCCAACGCGACUCCAAAGACUAACUACUCGGAAAGCUUCUCUGAAAGCAUAUGA
Diaporthe citri is the source of this 273-nucleotide messenger RNA. RefSeq lists its product as uncharacterized. Bases 1 to 273 code for a protein of 90 amino acids. The record is from RefSeq and is a predicted model, not a curated record. The transcript is spliced from 2 exons. Lineage: Eukaryota; Fungi; Ascomycota; Sordariomycetes; Diaporthales; Diaporthaceae.